CCGUUGCCACAUGACUAUCGAUGCAGAUAGAGGUGACACAUUCUAUGAAGUUAUUGCCAACACCUAUGCUAUCACGAACAACAGUGUCCUUACUGUCGACUUUUCGCCGAUUUCGCCCAAUCUACCAGUCGGUUAUGUUAGCAGGGUUAUCCGUAAUAAGAACCUCCACAACUUUGAGUAUUCAUCUGAGGGAUCUGGAUGCCGCCAUUGGAUUUUUCUGGUAAUUCAGCAACUCGAGGUGGCGAACUACCUCGCUGUAGGAAGUGCUGGUCGGCUUUGGUCUUAUUUACACAGCUUUUGGGAUCUUGUUCAAGAUGAUACGGGCAAUAUGCAACCCCGUAGCCAGCCAUCACAAUUUGUUUACGGGAUCGAGCAGUGAACGUCGUAUACAAUAUGGCUCUUUCUGGGCCCAGAUGAAGUUCAUGAUGUAUGGCCAGCGACUGAUUUCAACACAGUUUUUUGAAGGAUUACCCUCUGUGCUCUGUUGGAGUAUAUUGAAUGUGUUUAGUCGUAUCACGUACUCAUGUCAACCACUUCUUGGACCCACCCAAAGUGCGGCCUUCCCCGAACUCGAUGGGCUCUGUACUGUAUUUAGUUUUUAAUAAUGAAGACGUACGCAAG
Molecule: messenger RNA, 621 nt
Organism: Cucurbitaria berberidis CBS 394.84
Lineage: Eukaryota; Fungi; Ascomycota; Dothideomycetes; Pleosporales; Cucurbitariaceae
Exons: 2
Coding region: 11-379 (122 amino acids)
Source: RefSeq, a predicted model, not a curated record